AUGAUCUUCACAGCAGAGCAGGUCACUUGUGUGUGUGAGGUCCUGCUGCAGAGCGGUUGCAUGGAUCGUCUCGCCAGCUUCCUCCACAGUCUUCCUCCUUCCUCCUCCUCCUCUUUGAGCCCUGGGGAGCUGGAGAGCGUGCUGAAAGCAAAAGCCGCGGUGGCCUUUCACCAGGGGCGCUUCUCGGACCUCUACACCCUGCUGGAGGGCUUCCCUUUCUCCCCACGCAGCCACCCGCUCCUGCAGCAACUCUGGCUGCGAGCCCACUACAUGGAGGCCGAGAGGCAGAGGGGCCGACCCCUGGGAGCUGUGGGGAAGUAUCGCAUAAGGAGAAAGUUUCCUCUACCAAACACCAUCUGGGAUGGAGAGGAGACCAGCUACUGCUUCAAACAGGAGAAAUCGCGGACUAUCCUCAGAGACUGGUACCACCGUAAGCCGUACCCGUCCACCCGGGAGAAGAGGGAGCUGGCGGCGGCCACCGGCCUCUCAGCCACGCAGGUCAGCAACUGGUUCAAGAACCGCCGGCAGAGGGACCGAGCUACCGACGGUACCGGUUUCCAAACACUGGGCCCUGGAGGAGCUCCAGAAGAGGCCUACCGUUCCUCUGACAACGACCUUUCACCUCCAUGCAGCCCAGCUCCCCCAUACUGCCUCCGCCCUCCACCUCCACCGCUCUUCCAUCUCCCACCUCCUCUACAUCACACAUGUGGAGGCCUUUAAAAUGUAUAAUUAGUCACUUGCGU
Stegastes partitus (bicolor damselfish) is the source of this 743-nucleotide messenger RNA. It is a transcript of the gene six9, whose product is annotated as SIX homeobox 9. The transcript is spliced from 4 exons. The record is from RefSeq and is a predicted model, not a curated record. NCBI's taxonomy places the organism in Eukaryota, Metazoa, Chordata, Actinopteri, Pomacentridae. Gene Ontology annotation, molecular function: DNA-binding transcription factor activity, RNA polymerase II-specific; RNA polymerase II cis-regulatory region sequence-specific DNA binding. Gene Ontology annotation, cellular component: transcription regulator complex; nucleus. Gene Ontology annotation, biological process: regulation of skeletal muscle cell proliferation; regulation of transcription by RNA polymerase II; skeletal muscle fiber development. The coding region runs from base 1 to 720 and encodes 239 amino acids.